AUGACCAAUCCAGUGCCUGCUAAUGAAACUGAAUGCUCUACUGACGGCGACUCAUACCAAAAGUUUUCAUCUGACUUAAAUCUGGUCGUAUUCCUAGCAGUCAUCGGAUUUCUCAUCAUUAUCUUCACUUUACUGUUCAACAUCGCACUCAUCAUCGCCCUUUGUCUUUAUCGAGCGACUUGUUUUCAUGAGAACAAAAUCACACGUACGAUGAUAACUUCCAUGGCUGUCAUAGAUGUACUCAUAAGUCUUAUUCAAGCUCCACCUGGGGUUCUUCUAGUCAUAACGAACGGAAAAUGGAUUCUCGGAUCAACCUUGCUGAAACUCUGGGAAGGCUUCAGUAUCGUUCUGUGUGCUUUGUCAGCCAGUCAUAUAUUUGGUAUGGCUCUCGAUAAGUACCUGGCCGUCUGUCAACCAACAAGGUACAUGGUGUUGCCUGAGAAAGCUGGCUAUAUAAUGGUAUCCCUAGCUUGGUUAGUGCCAGUGACGCUUCUCUCCAUCAUGUUUUCUCUUCAGGGGCAACAGUUUGGGAUGCCAGAAUGUGAACCAGUAUUUGAAAUCAUUAAACAGUUUUACCAGAAAUCUUUCAAAGUGAUUUUCUAUUUCGUUUACUUUGUAAUUGUAACUCCAAUUCUUCUUACUUAUGUUUUAUAUUUCUUCAUUUUAGUGGACAUUUACAGAUGGUCACAAAGAACUGGACAAAUUCAACGUGCUGAUAAAGAAAAUCGCACUCCCACGUCAUGUAGAGACAGCAUCGUACAGGAAACAGUUUUAUCUUUAGGCGAGACGGUGGCUCUUUUCAAGUUGUCUAAACAUACCAACACCGGAAGUAAAUCCACAGACGACAGAAAAACUUUAACACAUCGCUGGAGACGAAACUUGAAAGCUAUUCGAACAAUUGGAUCGAUCGUAAUCGCCUUCACUGUCUGCUGGUUUCCAUCUAUCAUCACUGCGGUCACGGUGACACAGGGACAUCCGAUGUCUAUGCAGUCUUUUAUAAUAGUCAAUUGGAUAACAUACAUCAACUCAACCUUAAACCCUCUUCUAUGUUAUGGUGUGACAUUUGUCAGAUUAGCUUUAAGAAAGCUGUUUUUCCAUUAG
This is a messenger RNA of Biomphalaria glabrata, 1101 nucleotides long. Its product is annotated as 5-hydroxytryptamine receptor 1B-like. Bases 1 to 1101 code for a protein of 366 amino acids. The record is from RefSeq and is a predicted model, not a curated record. Gene Ontology annotation, cellular component: dendrite; membrane. Lineage: Eukaryota; Metazoa; Mollusca; Gastropoda; Planorbidae. The transcript has a single exon. Gene Ontology annotation, molecular function: neurotransmitter receptor activity; G protein-coupled serotonin receptor activity. Gene Ontology annotation, biological process: chemical synaptic transmission; G protein-coupled receptor signaling pathway, coupled to cyclic nucleotide second messenger.